Molecule: messenger RNA, 861 nt
Organism: Oncorhynchus mykiss (rainbow trout)
Lineage: Eukaryota; Metazoa; Chordata; Actinopteri; Salmoniformes; Salmonidae
Source: RefSeq, a predicted model, not a curated record
AUGCACUCGGAGCAUGGUAGUGCGGAGCAUGAGAGUACGGAGCAUGAGAGCACGGAGCGUGAGAGUGCGGAGCGUGAGAGUGCGGAGCGUGAGAGUGCGGAGCGUGAGAGUACGGAGCAUGAGAGUGCGGAGCGUGAGAGUACGGAGCGUGAGAGUACGGAGCGUGAGAGUACGGAGCGUGAGAGUACGGAGCGUGAGAGUACGGAGCAUGAGAGUACGGAGCAUGAGAGUACGGAGCAUGAGAGUGCGGAGCAUGAGAGUGCGGAGCAUGAGAGUGCGGAGCAUGAGAGUGCGCAGCAUGAGAGUGCGCAGCAUGGUAGUGCGGAGCAUGAGAGUGCGGAGCAUGAGAGUGCGGAGCAUGAGAGUGCGGAGCAUGGUAGUGCGGAGCAUGGUAGUGCGGAGCAUGAGAGUGCGGAGCAUGAGAGUGCGGAGCAUGAGAGUGCGGAGCAUGAGAGUACGGAGCAUGAGAGUGCGGAGCAUGAGAGUACGGAGCAUGAGAGUGCGGAGCAUGAGAGUGCGGAGCAUGAGAGUGCGGAGCAUGAGAGUGCGGAGCAUGAGAGUACGGAGCAUGAGAGUGCGCAGCAUGAGAGUGCGGAGCAUGAGAGUGCGGAGCAUGAGAGUGCGGAGCAUGAGAGUGCGGAGCAUGAGAGAGCGGAGCAUGAGAGUGCGGAGCAUGAGAGUGCGGAGCAUGAGAGUAUGGAGCAUGAGAGUGCGGAGCAUGAGAGUGCGGAGCAUGAGAGUGCGGAGCAUGAGAGUGCGGAGCAUGAGAGUGCGGAGCAUGGUAGUGCGGAGCAUGAGAGUACGGAGCAUGGUAGUGCGGAGCAUGAGAGUACGGAGCAUGGUAGUGCGGAGCAUGGGUAA